Molecule: messenger RNA, 3374 nt
Organism: Schizosaccharomyces japonicus yFS275
Lineage: Eukaryota; Fungi; Ascomycota; Schizosaccharomycetes; Schizosaccharomycetales; Schizosaccharomycetaceae
Product: vacuolar carboxypeptidase Y
Exons: 1
Coding region: 42-3209 (1055 amino acids)
Biological process (GO): proteolysis
Cellular component (GO): fungal-type vacuole lumen; vacuole
Molecular function (GO): serine-type carboxypeptidase activity
Source: RefSeq, a predicted model, not a curated record
UUGGUAUUGUACCAGUUUAAUUUAUUGUUCUUUCAAUCAAAAUGUUGAAGAAGUCAUUUUUGCUGUUUUUGCUUUCUUCGACUGCUUUCGCCCACUAUAUUCCAUCUUCCGGCGACAACCUUGCGGCUACUUCGCCCGAUGCUGAGCAUGAGUCUUUAGGACUGGAGAAGGCCAAUGAGAAUCGCGACGGCGUCGCCAAUGCUUUCGGCAAAUUUGUCCACGCUGGUUCCGAUCUCUUGGAUGCCGUGAAAACCGGAUUUUUGGACACUUUCUCUAACGGAAAGCGCCCUUCUUUGGACGAGCUGAGUAUUUCCCAAGAGAAGGACGUCCCUUCCGACGACGAUGAUGAUGAGAAGGACGACGAGCCUGAUCAUAAGGACGAGAAGAAGGAAAAGGAUGACAAGCAUGGCCACAAGAAGGAUAAGCUGAAGAAGAAGAAGCACCACAAGAGCAAGAACAAACAUCACUCUAAGGAAAAACAUCACAAGAAGGAGAAGGACGACCGUGAGCCUGAGCAUCAUGACAGACCUCCUAUGGACUUUGAACAUGAGCCCGAACAUCACGACAGACCUCCCAUGGAUUUCGAGCAUGGACCUAAGCGCCAUGGGGAGCCUCCUGAGGACUUUGAGCGUAAGCCCGAGCACCACGGAAAGCCUCCUAAACACUUUGAGCCCGGACCCGAUCACCAUGACAGACCUCCCAAAGACUUUGAGCAUGGACCUGAGCAUCAUGGUGAGCCUCCCAGAGAUUUUGAGCGUAAGCCCGAGCACCGUGGUGAGCCUCCCAGAGAUUUCGAGCGUAAGCCCGAGCACCAUGGAAAGCCCCCUAUGGAUUUCGAGCACGAGCCCGAGCACCGUGACAGACCUCCUAUGGAUUUCGAGCAUGGACCUGAGCACCACGACAGACCUCCCAUGGACUUUGACCACGAGCCCGAACAUCACGACAGACCUCCCAUGGACUUCGAGCACGGACCCGAGCGCCAUGGAGAGCCUCCCAGAGAUUUUGAACGCAAGCCCGAGCACCACGGUAGACCUCCCAAAGACUUUGAGCAUGGACCUGAGCAUCAUGGUGAGCCUCCCAGAGAUUUUGAGCGUAAGCCUGAGCACCACGGAAAGCCCCCUAAGCAUUUCGAGCCUGAGCGUGAGCACCACGGUGAGCCUCCCAGAGAUUUUGAGCGUAAGCCCGAGCACCACGGAAAGCCCCCCAAGCACUUCGAGCCUGAGCGUGAGCACCGUGACAGACCUCCUAAGGACUUUGAGCACGAUCGUGCACAUCAUGAGAAGCCCCCUAAGGAGUCUGAGCCCGAGCAACAUGAGAAGCAACCAAAGGAGUCUAAGCCUGAGCAGGAGAUUGAUUUGCAAAUCGUCGACAGUGAGCGUUUGAAGGGUUCUCCUGAGGAUGUUAUUGCUUUCCUGCGCGAGUUUGCCAAGUCGAAUGACCGUGAGUAUGCUGCCCUUCCAACUGAGGCAGGCGAACCCCACUCUGUGGAUGACAUUGAUGACUCCGCUAUGGCAUAUUUUGAGAUGCUGAAGGCCGAAGCAGAGCAACUGGCCGAGGAUGGCGACAGAGACAGUGUCUUUUUUGAGCAGCUCGAUGCGUUCUUGAAGGAUUUGUACCGUAAGCCUGAAUUAAGUCCUAAAGACAAUAUUGCUGACCUUUUCGAGGAGUUCAACCAACUGAUGGAGUUUCUGGCUCACAGUGAGUAUAUGACCGAGCAGGAUUUAGCUCUUCUGGCUCAAACAAUGGAAGAUGAGAUUGACAAGCUCACGUUUUCUGAAGACCUUGAAAAGAAAGUGAUACCUGAGGAUUCUAACAAGAACAGCCCCAAGGAGCAGCAUCCCUUUAUCGCCGAGAACAGUAACAUGGAGGCCUUUCGUAUGAAUGCUUUCCCCGAUUACACCCUUCGUAUCCAGGAAAAUGCUAACCCUGUUGAGCUUGGUAUUGACAAAGUGAAGCAGAUUACUGGUUACCUUGAUGUUGAUGACGACAAGCAUUUCUUCUUCUGGUUCUUCGAGUCGCGUAAUGACCCCGCUAACGACCCUGUUGUUCUUUGGCUGAAUGGUGGACCCGGUUGCUCGUCUUUGACUGGUCUGUUUAUGGAGUUGGGUCCAUCCAUGAUUGACUUGGAUACUGUUAAGCCUAUUUACAACAACUUUAGCUGGAAUGCCAACGCCUCCGUUAUCUUCCUUGAUCAGCCUAUUAAUGUUGGUUUCAGUACUGGUGACGAUUCUGUAAGUGACACGCUUGCUGCUGGCAAGGACGUGUAUGCCUUCCUCAACCUCUUCUUCACUAAGUAUUCUCAAUAUGCCGACAAGGAUUUCCACAUUUCUGGUGAAUCGUAUGCUGGCCAUUACAUUCCCGCCUUCUCUCGGAUGAUCCUUGAGCAUAACAAAGGUGCAUCCGAUGCAUUUGUUGCUGCUGGCUACGAGGAUACGAAGGUGAACAUUAAUUUGAAGAGUGCUUUGAUUGGUAACGGCCUUACAGACCCUCUUGUUCAGUACAAGUACUACUCCAAGAUGGCUUGCGAGAACUCUUAUGGUCCCGUUCUCCCUCAAGAGGAGUGCGACAAGAUGGACCGUAGCUAUGGAACGUGCUCCAAGCUCAUCAAGACGUGCUAUGAUACUGGCUUCACACCCUUCUGUGUUGGUGCCUCGAUUUACUGCAACAACGCUAUGAUGGGUCCCUUCCAGAAGACUGGUCUCAACAUUUAUGACAUCCGUGAAAAGUGUGAUGACGAAGCAAGUCUCUGCUAUCCCCAACUCAACGCAAUUGAGGAGUACUUGAACCAAGCUGAGGUGCAACAGGCACUUGGUGUUGAGCCCACAGACUACAAGGGUUGCAACACGCAAAUCAACAUUGCAUUCCUUUUCAAGGGUGACUGGAUGCGCAGAGACUUCCGUGACGAUGUUACGUUCCUCUUGGACUCUGGUUUCCCCGUUCUUAUUUACGCUGGCGAUGCUGACUUUAUCUGCAACCACAUGGGUAACGAAGCCUGGACCGAUGAGCUGGACUGGUCGGGCCAUUCUUCGUAUGCUCCUUUGGAGUUGAAGCCUUGGAGUGUUUCGAACUCUACCGCUGGUUUGGGUAAGUCUUACAAGCAACUUACCUACCUUCGUGUCUUCGGUGCUGGUCACAUGGUUCCCUUCAACCAACCCGAGGCUAGUCUUGCAAUGCUCAACCAAUGGUUGAGUGGUGAACUCGCUUUUUAAGCGAUUUCCUUUUAGUUCCUCUUAAUACUUGCUUCCUUUUCUUUGCUGUUUUCUCUUCUUUUACUGUUUCGUUGCGUCGUUCGGCGCAGAGCGCUCGUUCGUCAGCCAUUGAGUCGUCUAUACUCCGUUUUAGUUUAGUACAUUAAUGUUAUUGCUGCGAACGCA